ACUCCCGCCUGGUAGGGAACUGAAGAAGAAAGCCUUUUUCCAUGGACAAUGCGCACUUCCCACUAGCCAACUCACGCACCUCCAUGUCCAGUGCUUGCUCGCCUCAUCUUUCACUACCGCAUAGGCUCGGCGAAAGGAUGGCGGAGAUCGUGCUGGUUUUCGACUUCGACAAGACGAUCCUCGACUGCGAUAGCGACGACUGGGUGGUCGACAAGCUAGGCCUGAGCGAGGCGUUCGACCGGCUCCGACCCACCUUGCCGUACAACUCUCUCAUGGAUCGGAUGAUGAUGGAGCUUCAUUCUAGAGGGAAAACCAUGGAGGAGAUUGCUGAUUGUCUGAAAGAAGCUCCGCUGCAUCCAAAGAUCGUCUCCGCGAUUAAAUCGGCCAACGCUUCUGGGUGCGAUCUGAGGAUCCUGAGCGACUCGAAUGUGUUCUUCAUCGAGACGAUCCUGCGACAUCACGGACUCAUGGAGUGUUUCUCCCAGAUCAACACGAACCCCGGCUCAGUCGAUGCAGAAGGCAGGCUCAACAUCUCGCCUUACCAUGAUUUCUCCCGUCUGCUUCAUGGCUGCAAGAUCUGCCCCCCAAACAUGUGCAAGGGCAUAGUGAUGGACAAGAUCAGAUCGCCGGCCUUCGCCAAGGGAAAAAGACGUUUCGUCUACGUCGGAGAUGGGGCCGCCGACUUCUGCGCGGGCAUGAAGCUCGAGGAAGAAGACGUCCUGCUCCCCAGGAAGGACUUCCCCGUGUGGGAUCUGAUCUGCCGCAGCCCGACCCUUAUAAAGGCGAGGGUCCUGGAAUGGACCGACGCGGCCGAGCUCGAGACCGUCCUGCUGAGCUCGGUCGACACAUUGGGCCACACGGGGAAUGGCAGCAACGUGAAGGCCGCUCGCGUGGUCCCUGCCGCCUGCAAGUUCCAGACGAGCCUCCUCGACGCGGCCCCCGAAUCUCCGGCGGCGCGUCGGGACCUCGAGCCUUGCUGCUCUUCCGUCGGUUGAUUGAAAAGAUUGCCUAGAGUAUAAGAUAAUAAGUGUUGCCUAAUGGCAAACACGAUGUAAAGUCCUAAUGCACGUUUGAGUUUCGUUCAUAGCAAUAAUCAGCUAGCCAAAGUCGAUGGCUUGUGUCAUUUAAUUUGGGACUAA
Eucalyptus grandis is the source of this 1139-nucleotide messenger RNA. Its product is annotated as inorganic pyrophosphatase 2. The transcript has 5 exons. NCBI's taxonomy places the organism in Eukaryota, Viridiplantae, Streptophyta, Magnoliopsida, Myrtales, Myrtaceae. Gene Ontology annotation, molecular function: phosphatase activity. The record is from RefSeq and is a predicted model, not a curated record. Bases 42 to 995 code for a protein of 317 amino acids.